Messenger RNA from Bufo gargarizans (Asiatic toad), 3222 nucleotides. It is a transcript of the gene COL13A1, whose product is annotated as collagen type XIII alpha 1 chain. The transcript has 42 exons. The record is from RefSeq and is a predicted model, not a curated record. The coding region runs from base 390 to 2654 and encodes 754 amino acids. Lineage: Eukaryota; Metazoa; Chordata; Amphibia; Anura; Bufonidae.
UCAUGUUACACAGGAGAGAAGAUCAGCCACAGCACACAGCUCCCAACCAGUUGAGAAUUACACCUUCCUAAUGGGGACUUCUAUGCGGGAUUCCUUUACAACUCUCACAAGUCACUGAAGUUUGCAAAGCAGAAGAGGGAAAACUCCACAGCUCAAGACCUUUCCAAGAACUUUUUUCCUCUUCUUUUUCUCAAUAUUGAAGUUGGGUCCCUAAAAGCUGCAGAAACCUAUUUAUUUGUGGCUCCCGCACCCUGCCUGGCAUAUACUGAACAGCUGCUAGUGGAACCACCUUGGGUUGACUCCCUCACCUUUAGUUCUGGAUUGUGCUCCUUGGAUUAGGAUUGUGGCUUAUUUAUUCUAUUUAUUUAUUUAUUGUUCCUCUGGACAGCAUGGAGGGGAAGGAGGAUUGGAGAGCUGCUGUCUUCUCUAGGAGUUGUAGAACCAUGCCCUGUAGGACAGAGGACUGUGGGAAGUGCAGCAGGUUCCCUGCACUCUUGGGAUGUGGGUUUGCCUUAUUAUCAGUGUUUUCCUUACUCCUCAGUCUCCUGGUUCUCUGCAGAACUUCAGAUUUACAGUCCAGGGUUUCUGAUUUAGAGAAGUUCAGAUACACUCACUUAUCUGCCUUAGUCUCUGCAGACCAAAGGGAGACAGCUAUUUUGGGAAGAGUUGACCAACUGCUGGAAGAGAAACUGCAAGCUCAUCUGCCAAAACUUCGAGAAGUAAGAGACACAAGUGUUAAAUGUCUGUGUCCGCCUGGUCCUCCCGGAGCAAGGGGCAAAAGAGGACAAAAUGGGGAGUCAGGGCCACCUGGCCCUAUUGGACAACCUGGUAUUCCGGGAGAUAAAGGUGGUCUUGGGAUGCCAGGACGGACGGGAAUAAAGGGUCAUCCUGGCGAGAAGGGAGCUCCGGGAGAAUCGGGAAUGUCUGUUAUAGGACCCCGUGGCCCUCCUGGCCAGCCUGGAACUCGAGGGUUUCCUGGAUUCCCAGGCCCAAUAGGAUUAGACGGCAAGUCUGGUCAUCCUGGGCAAAAAGGGGAAAAAGGUGAUCUGGGUCCUCCUGGCCCAAAGGGACAUCUAGGUGCUACAGGUGUUAAAGGAGAGAAGGGUCACUGUGCAGAUUACUCCCACAGGGAAUAUUUAAGUACUACUUUUGCAGCACUACGCUCCAAUCAGAUUCUUACUUUGAAGGGUGAACAAGGACAAGCGGGAAUCCAAGGACCACCAGGGUUACCUGGGCCACCUGGACCUCCUGGGCCACCAGGAUCUCAAGGAGAUCCAGGAUUGCCUGGUGUUGCAGGGUCACCUGGGAAAGCAGGGGAGUCGGGUAAACCUGGAAAAGAUGGAAAAGGAUUGCCUGGACCACCGGGGCCACAGGGAGAACCAGGGGCUGCAGGAAUUGCAGGAAGGAAGGGGGAACUGGGUGAAGCUGGCUUACCAGGCGCACAUGGGCUUCCGGGACCAGCAGGUGCCAAGGGUGAACAGGGAGAGCCAGGACUGAAGGGAGAAAGAGGCAUGCCGGGGAUGCCAGGGAAACAUGGAGCAAAGGGUGAACCCGGAGCUUCAGGAGUAAAGGGAGAAAAAGGAGACUUGGGCAAUGCACUCAGUGGAAUUAAAGGAGAACCUGGUAACCCAGGCCUGCCAGGACCUCCAGGACCAAAGGGAGAAGCUGGUGCUAUUGGCCAACCAGGAAUUUCAGGCCAGCAGGGUGAAAAGGGAACUCCAGGAAUUAAGGGAGAACAAGGCUCUUUUGGACUUCGAGGUCCUAAGGGAGAACCUGGGAAAUCCAGCCUUGUGGAAUAUAAUAGCAAUCUCAGUGAAGCACUACAGGGUCCUCCUGGACCUCCAGGAUCACCAGGUUUACCAGGACAAAAGGGUGAAAUUGGAUUACCUGGUGCUCCUGGCCAUGAUGGAGACAAGGGACCUCGGGGAAAACCUGGUGAAGCAGGACUUCCUGGUCCGCCAGGACAGGAUGGACUUCAAGGACCAAAGGGCGACACAGGUCCCAGAGGAUUACAAGGGCCAAAAGGAGAUAAAGGGGAUGUAGGACAAACAGGUUCACCUGGUCUUGAUGGCCCAACUGGAGAGAAAGGAGAACCAGGUGACCAAGGACCUCUAGGACCCUCAGGUCUUCCUGGCCCAAUUGGGCUUCCAGGACUUACUGGAGAAAAAGGAGAGACUGGUGAGAAAGGAGAUUCUGGAAACACGGUGUCUGGGCCUCCUGGCCCUCCGGGUGUUCCUGGGCCUGUAGGCCCUCCUGGACUUCCUGGACAAAAGGGUGAAGUAGGAGAGAGUGGUAUGAGAGGAGAAAAGGGCAGCCCGGGAGAGAAAGGAGACAAAGGUCCUUUGGGUUUACCAGGUGCCUCAGGUUUAGACGGCAGAAUUGGUCCACCGGGGACCCCCGGACCAAUUGGUGUUCCAGGACCAGCGGGACCAAAAGGAGAAAGGGGCAAUAAAGGAGAUCCUGGUGUUACAGGACCAACUGGACCAGUGGGGCCACCUGGAACUCCUGGUGAGAAGGGAAGCCGGGGGGAAAGGGGGAAGAAAGGCUCUAGGGGGCCUAAAGGGGAUAAGGGAGACCAAGGAGCGCCUGGAUUAGAUGCACCCUGUCCAUUGGGAGAAGAUGGUUUACCAGUUCAAGGCUGCUGGAAUAAGUGAUCGUUCUAACCUUGGAUUGUCCCGUGUGUCUGUACAUAGAAUAUUUAUUUUUAUACAGUGUUCGGUAGAAAAGAGAAACCAUAUCAAACUUUAUGCAUUUUGUACAGAAAUACUAAAAUAGAUGUUCUCCUUCUUUUUAAGCUAUCGUGUAUAUUGUUUGUUUUUGCUUUUCUAAUAUUUGUGAAGAAAUGCUGCUGUAUUUGCAUGAUAUUUGUGCACAUUUAUUAAAUAAUGCUUUUGUUAAGUUAUUAUACUUUGGUGCCAAAAGUACAUCAAAGAAAUGAUGGCCGUUUUCCUGAGUAUGAUGGUUAAUGAAAAAUAAAGUAAAUCGUUGAAUGAAACAUUCAACAACAAUUCCUACUCUGUGUAUCCAUUAACAUUUCAUUGUUCUAUAUGAGAACUUUUUUGAUAGAUCUCUUUUAUAUUGUUACUGAGAACAAGCAUGGUAUCAUUUGUAAGAUGAACAUACCAUGUAGUCAAUUAAUACCAUCUGUCAUGGAGACGGCAUGGAAUGUGCAUUACUUUUAGGAGAACUGAUUUUUUUUAAAUAAAUAAGUCCUUGCUUGGU